Messenger RNA from Penicillium cataractarum, 2190 nucleotides. Its product is annotated as Zn(II)2Cys6 transcription factor. The coding region runs from base 1 to 2190 and encodes 729 amino acids. Gene Ontology annotation, cellular component: nucleus. Lineage: Eukaryota; Fungi; Ascomycota; Eurotiomycetes; Eurotiales; Aspergillaceae. Gene Ontology annotation, biological process: regulation of DNA-templated transcription; DNA-templated transcription. The record is from RefSeq and is a predicted model, not a curated record. Gene Ontology annotation, molecular function: DNA-binding transcription factor activity, RNA polymerase II-specific; DNA binding; zinc ion binding. The transcript is spliced from 3 exons.
AUGACUUCUUCAUCCCGGUCAUCCGGGAAACGUCUCCCUAUCAGCUGUCAAGCAUGUCGCACACGAAAAAUCCGCUGUUCAAGAGAUGGUCGUCCCUGCCAGACGUGUGUGCGACGUGGUCUUGGCGCUGAAGACUGCAUCUACCUCGGCCAACCUCGACUCUCCUCAGAACAAUCUCCCACAGCGGACCCAAUGGUUCAAAAAGAACUACUCGCACGCAUCCGCAAUCUCGAGGGCCUGCUACAAAAACAGGUCCACUCGCAGGCGGGGACUCCCGCCGGUGCGACAUCACCUUUAGGUGCCGCCAGUGCCACGGGGAGCUUCUCUGAAUCUGAGCUAGGUGUUUCCCUGGAGGCGUGGGGAAGCCCGUUGCUGGGUAAUGUUGGUACCCUUCACACGUCGCCCUCGGGCCAUGUGCGGUACGUCCCGCUUGCUUCGCAGUGGGAGUCGGUCGUUGCGAAGAGCCCCGCUGCGGAGUGUUUGCGGAGCUCGGAUGCGGACAUCGCGGACGAUGAUGAUCUACAGAUUCCACUUGCGCGUAAUGGAAGUAUCUCUCGGGCUGAGUUGUUGGCCUUGCUCCCGCCGGGACGGUAUUGCGAUACCCUUAAAGAAGUUUACUUUCGAGUAUUCUCUCCUGUCUUCCAUAUUCUUCACGACUUGACAUUCGAGGCCGAAUAUCAACAGUUCUGUCAUGAUCCUGGCAGUGUAUCAACGGCCUGGAUGGCCCUGCUCUUCGCUAUCCUUGCGAUAGCGGUUAGUGCUUUGAAUGACGACGACCCCCUUCUCGCUGAUCUCGGACGGGAAAGGACAGUCAGCCGGAAUAUCAAAGUGCUCUCAGCACGAUACCGAUCUGCAGCACUGCGCUGCUUGGCCGCAGACGGUGUCAUGACUCGACAUUCAAUCAACUCGCUCCAAGCUCUCGUUCUCAUCAGCUACGCCCGGCUACACCGUGGCCUUCCAUUCUGGACCCUUCUUGGCUUCACCAACCACGUUGCUAUCUCAAUGGGUUGCCAUAUUGAUCCCGAAAGGUUCAGUCUAGGCCCCAUUGAGCGCGAAGAGCGCCGCCGUGUCUGGGCCGGUCUCAUGAUGCUCUACACUAUUCAAAAUACCUCCUUUGGUAGCCUAGACCAGACACAACUCCCACAGGAUGUGAAGCCACCAGCAGACGUCGACGAUGUGGAUCUCCUUACUGCUCCAUCAAUUUCUAUUACCUCCAACCCAUCCUCCCCGAUCCUCACUCGCCCCACACAAAUGACCUUCCUACUCCUUACAUCCCGUCUCUACAAGGUCUCCAACCGCAUCUGCGAAUCCAUUUUCACAUACCCGCAAUCUCGCUUCUCUACCUCCCAACUAGAAUCGGAAGUCCUAGCUAUCCGCGAGCUCUGUGACGCGAGGUAUAACCUCGACACAGCGCGCGAUCCGCUCCCUGUUCACCACCAGGCAAACCUGAACAUUCUCUACGCUCACAUCCACCAAUUACUCCUGCUCCUACUACGACCCAGUCUCUGCCAGUUCCUGCAGGGCGAGAUCACAUCCGAGACAUGCGAGGCUCGUGGGAAAUGCAUGGCUUCUGCCAAGGCCUCACUAUCCAUCUUCCAGUCCCUUCUCGAGAACCCACAAUUCGCGCCAUAUAAGUGGUAUACCAGCGGAUUGGGUAGCUUCCAUGCCUUCCACGCGGCGGUAGUCUUGGCCGUCGGUCUGAUGAACCCGGAGAAUCAGGCUGAAUUCGACGAGACGAAAGAGAUACUCAGCAAAGCGCUGGAUAUGUUUGCCUCGUUAUCUGUACGAAGUAUCUUCUGCAGCAAAGCCAUGCCCAUUGUCCGGCAGAUUAUCGACGUAACAUCAACCCAAUACCAACAAACCCAACAACACAAAACCCCCCUCCAAUCCCAACUCCACCUCCAGGCCCAAAUAAACGCCCAAGCUAUCCCCCAGCAACAAUCUAUGCCCACCUCUCUGGCACCAGCGCUCUCCUCAAUCACCAUGCCAGACAACUUCAUGCUUUCACAUUCGCACUCACAAGCGAACUCACCCGUGCCCACGAUUGCGUCCACAUCCAGUGAUCCAACCAUGCAAUCUAGUUUUGGAUUGCAUUUGCAUCCGCAGAAUUGGCUAGGGCCAACGUCUGUGCCGUGGGAUACGCUUGGUGCGUCGAUGGGGCAGUUUAAGUUUGAGUCGGAUGUUGUGUAG